ACCUGGAUGUUAAUCUGUAUAAAUUAUGCAUGUCUCUAGCAAAUUAAUCCCAAAUUCCUAUCUCUUAAUUAACAGUGAAUUUUCUUGAAGGACUGUGUCAGUCUUAUAACAGACAAUUCUUUUCUUUACAGAUGUGACUAGAUGAAAGUUUGAAGAUAAUCUAUGAUCCCAAAAUGGGAACUUUAAAAGGAAAUCUCCUGAGCCCGACCUCCCAACAUUGGUCCGCUUUAAGGACAGAUGAUGAUAUUCAGAAAGCUGUCUCAGAAUUUUUAGAUGAAGAAUCACCAAAACUCCACGGGAAAUCUUUUCAGGAGGGCAUCAUAGAAAUUUCUCACUGGUUGGGAUCUAUGAUCCAGCAGGAACGCGAGGGAUGGGCCUACAAAGUCAGAAUGGCCAUGCAGGAGAUCGAAAGCCAUCGGAGGGAAGCUCUCAAGAUACAGGGAGUCCUAAAUCAGUGUGCAGAACAGCUACAUAUCAUUUCAGAGUGCUGCAACAUGGACAAAGACAAGUUACUGAAAAUAGCAGACAAAGAACCUAAGCUGGCCUUGCCACUUUACAUUGAGUGUUUGACAGAUCUGAUUAACUACUUGGUUGAGGACAGAAUACAAUGUGUGGAGCUUUUACGUAGGAAAGAAAAUGACAAUUCAUCACUGUGUGAGAUGAUUAAAGAGCACAUACACAAAGAAGUCCUGAUUACCCAACAAAGCUUCUCAAGUCUCUCCCAACGUGUGACUGACCUAGAGGCUCUUAACAACAGCCUAACAGCCGAAAACCUCAAACUAAAGAAACUACUGAUGAGGAAAAAUGAUGAGAGGGAGAGGUUUCAUAAACACAUGAAUGCACAAGAGGAAUUUAGGCAUGAGAAAGUAGAACUAUUUGACAAAAAGCCCAAAUUCAGCCACCUGCCUCCCAUAGAAAGAAGUUCUCCUUCCUCCAUGCAAUCUGGCUCUUCUACUGACUCUGUCAUUCCUAUAUCAGAGGAAAAACUUCAUAAGCUAAGACACAGUGCCAAGAAACUUGAGAAUUCUCUGCAAGAUGCUCUGAAUCAGAUGGACUCUUAUCGCAAAGGUUCCCAAGGAAGCAUGAAGUAUAGCCAUGCUUCUAUGAUUUCGAACAAUUUCAAACUAAAGCCUCUACUUCUCAAUGGAGAAGAGGAAACCCCAGAAAAUGAUAAGUUUGUUACCUGGGCACAAAGCAAAAUGGAGGUCAGUGGCAAAACCAGUGAUUCACCAAGGGAGAAGAUAGUCAAAAGCUCUCUAGAUCAAGUCAAAGAGGUCAGGAAAAGGUCAAAACAAAUCCUCUAUUCCGACAGCAGACUCCGACAGGAAGAACGCGAGAGCCGUCGAAUUGAAAGGAUCUAUGCAAAUGAGUCCAAAAAAGCCUGCACCUUCCGCUCUCUUGUACGAUCCUUGGAUGAAAUGCGUCAGCGCAAAAUCAGUAAAGCAAAAGGUGGGAAAGUUUCUAAGUGUCUUAGAUGCCAGAAAUUAUUUACUCUAAAUGACAAUCAUAAGAAAGCUUGCUGCUACCAUCCUAGAACUAAAGAACGAGUUGAGGAGUACAAUAGCAAGGGAAAACUCCAGAGGGUCACAUAUGUCUGGCAGUGUUGUCAACAGGGCAUAGACAGUCAAGGUUGCAUCUAUGGCCAGCAUAUAUAAAUUCCUAACAUUUCAUUGGUCAAAAUUUUAAUUUAAAAAAUGAAGUCAUUUUUUGAUAAUUCAGACACAAAAUCAUUUAUGCAAAGUUGUUCCAUAUUACCAGCUUGAUAACUCUGGAGAGUUUAUUCAUCACUCACUUUUAAUGUAAUUCAUGAGUAAAUUAUAAUUAUCAGUAUUAUUUCAUCAGU
This is a messenger RNA of Saccostrea echinata, 1843 nucleotides long. RefSeq lists its product as uncharacterized. The record is from RefSeq and is a predicted model, not a curated record. The transcript has a single exon. Lineage: Eukaryota; Metazoa; Mollusca; Bivalvia; Ostreida; Ostreidae. The coding region runs from base 174 to 1655 and encodes 493 amino acids.